This is a messenger RNA of Hibiscus syriacus, 315 nucleotides long. RefSeq names its product protein CutA 1, chloroplastic-like. Gene Ontology annotation, biological process: response to metal ion. Lineage: Eukaryota; Viridiplantae; Streptophyta; Magnoliopsida; Malvales; Malvaceae. The transcript is spliced from 3 exons. Gene Ontology annotation, molecular function: copper ion binding. Bases 18 to 299 code for a protein of 93 amino acids. The record is from RefSeq and is a predicted model, not a curated record.
AAUCUAUUUGAUUCACAAUGUAUAAUGCAGGUAGGGAGUUGGCUGGAAGCAUUGUCAAAGAGAAACUUGCAGCAUGUGUAAACAUAGUCCCAGAAAAUAGGUUGUUUCUAUCUGCUCUGCAGAUCAACACAGAUCCCGAGGAGUUGCUGAUAAUCAAGACAAGGCAAUCCCUCCUGCCAGCACUCACAGAACAUGUCAAUGCAAAUCACGAAUAUGAUGUACCAGAAGUUAUUGCCUUACCCAUCAAUGGUGGCAGCCCCCAGUGUCCAGAAUGGCUUAAUAACAGCAUAAGGGAUUGAAUCUCUCGGGUCUAGU